AUGGGAACUCAGGCAGGAAGUUAAAGUGAAGUGAACUACAGGUUUGACAAUGUCAUUGCAACAAAGAAUUGCAUUUCACUCGCGGUUGAACAAAUUUACUUUAAACUCGGAGUAUUGGCAUAGUAGGCGAGAAAAUAGGAUUUGCGGGGACAGAGCAAGUUUCACUACAGUUGCACUCCAACCUAACAUUUCCUGUCUGAAGACAACUUUGACAAGCAGCAUCCAUUCGCGCUGUAAACAAUGUAACACUGAUUAUGGCUCUUGCAACCUUGACAAACGAACAUGGAGGAGACUAUUUACGGGAGUGAGCGCGACUCUGGUUUUUAAACGGAGCUUUUUAUUUGUCAGAGAGUUGAGCACCUCCAUACUUCAGUAUGAAUUGAAAACAGAUAUGACAAAGUCUGGAAACCGGAGGCUGUAUUUUGAUACCCAUGCAUUGGUUCGACUCCUCGAAGAAAAUGGCUUCACCACUCAGCAAGCUGAGGUGAUUGUCAGGAUGAUGGUCAGGACAACAAACUCCAACAUGGAUCUAAUCUAUAAUGACAUGGUAACCAAAGUGCAGCAGGAGAUCAUGUUGCAAAGGGUGUUUUCCCAAAUUGCAUCUGUGAAAAAGGACAUGAUUAUCCUUGAAAAGAGUGAGUUCUCUACUUUGCUGGCAGAUAAUGAGAAAGUCAAGGUAGAGCUACUGCAACUGAAAGUGCAACUGGCUGAUGUGAUGAAUAAAGUGCGCUUUGACAAUAUCUUGGAUAUGAAUUCGGAAAAGAGCAGCGUGAAAGAAAUGAAAGCAGAGGAUGAGAAGAGACUUAUGGAAAGUUGGACCGAGAUAAUGGAAAUGAAUGCUGAGCAAAAUCGUCAUUUGACUCAGUCCAAUAUGAAAAUCGACACUGAAGUGGCAGGACUGAAAACCAUGUUGGAAGCUCACAAACUUGACACGAUCAAAUACCUUGCAGGUUCAGUCUUCACUUGUCUAACUGUGGUUCUCGGAUUCUAUCGCAUCUGGAUGUGACUCCGGGGAGUACAGGAAGAGCUGGUCAUCUGCACCACUGUAGCUCAAAAAGAGCCCAUUUGAACUGCCACCAUUUUGUGUUUGAUAAAUAGUCAAUCAAUAUAGGAACAAACAACCACUGGCUGAUGGCAUGAAGACAGAUGAAAUGCUUUGAUGUUGAUUGACAUUGAUAUUUCUAUGAGGACCAAUAACUUAAGAUGUAGAAGAUGAAUCCAGGAUGAACCCAGCAAACCAUGAACACGAAAGGCUGCACUUGUAAAGCACUGUCCAACAUUUUCUAUAGUAUUUUUCAUUUGUCUGUUGUGUUUUCAUAUUACAGAGUACCCUACAAAAUGAAAUGUUAUUUAAGAUAGAAUCCUGACAAUAAAUAUUAACAUGUAUUGCAAUUGA
Messenger RNA from Coregonus clupeaformis (lake whitefish), 1396 nucleotides. RefSeq names its product mitochondrial calcium uniporter regulator 1 (gene mcur1). The coding region runs from base 50 to 1006 and encodes 318 amino acids. The record is from RefSeq and is a predicted model, not a curated record. Lineage: Eukaryota; Metazoa; Chordata; Actinopteri; Salmoniformes; Salmonidae. Gene Ontology annotation, biological process: calcium import into the mitochondrion; positive regulation of mitochondrial calcium ion concentration. The transcript is spliced from 9 exons. Gene Ontology annotation, cellular component: mitochondrion; mitochondrial inner membrane.